This is a messenger RNA of Psammomys obesus (fat sand rat), 849 nucleotides long. RefSeq names its product meiotic double-stranded break formation protein 4 (gene Mei4). Gene Ontology annotation, cellular component: lateral element. Bases 1 to 849 code for a protein of 282 amino acids. The record is from RefSeq and is a predicted model, not a curated record. The transcript is spliced from 5 exons. NCBI's taxonomy places the organism in Eukaryota, Metazoa, Chordata, Mammalia, Rodentia, Muridae. Gene Ontology annotation, biological process: DNA recombination; oogenesis; homologous chromosome pairing at meiosis.
AUGGAUAUGCAGAAAUGGUAUUUGAAAACUUCAAAGCUGGCUCUAGCACUGGCAAUUAUACGUUCAAAACCUGCAGACAGAAGCAGCAGAGAAUAUACAGAGCACCUCGCCACCCUGGUGACCCAGCAGGAGUCCAAAUGGAAAUCAAAAAUUGCAGCUUUAGAAGCUGAAGUUCUACAAUUACGUCAAAAACUUUUCCUGAGUAAGAUAUCUUCAGGGUUGUUUAAGAAUGUGGAGAACAAUAGAGGCAUUGACAAUUCAUCCUGGCUAAUUUUUUGGAAGGUUUCAGAGGUCUGGGUCAAUGAAAUUGUUGCAGAGGAUCUAGCAAAAGAGUAUGAGCAAAGAGUGAGAAUCAGAGACUACACCCCCUUCAGAAUCCCAUCCCAAAUUCUGUGUUUUGGAGUAACCAGAGUUCUUGUGAGCAGAUCAAGACUUUUACAGUGUCCCUUCCAGGUGCAGCAUUAUGUCUCGCAGAGCCUCGUGACCUUAGGAAGCUGUGGCUUGUUGAGGAAGUCGAUUAUAUCGCUACUGCUAUCGGAGGUAAACAGCUUUGUGGACGACCUGGGAGCCAUCAUUCAGGGUCAAGGCAAUUACAAUGUGACACGCUAUGAAAAUAUUUUCUCCUUGUUCUUGAUUUUGGAGCAACUUCUUCAACAGGAAACCCAGGGAGAUGCCACAACACAUAUCGAUCACAGCAGCCCGGAAAUCCAGACAUUUCUUCACAAGCAUGAUGAAACUGUGUUCCAACUUUCAGAUGCAUUUCCUUUAUUUACUUUUUACUUAUGGAGACUGGGCAUUCUCUUGAACUCAGCAGAAAUGGAAACUGCCAAGACUGAAUCAUCUCCCUAG